UGCAGUGAAGUGACGCAGUGGAAAUUGUUGUUGUUUGGGGUGUUUCUUUUAUAUUUUUAAAUUUUCAAAUUAAAUCUUUUGCAUCCUGCGUGUAUUUGGUAAUUUUCCGUAGUUGUUUGUAAGUAUUCGUAAAGGCCAAAGAUUCUUCUACCUGUCUGACGCUGUAUUGAGAGGUUUAGAAAUAAAAUAAAGCUAGAAAUAUGGAUUUAAAGAUCGCUGUUGUUUGUUCAAGUAACCAAAACCGAAGUAUGGAGGCUCACAAAUUCUUAAGUAAAAAAGGGUUUAAUGUGAAAUCAUAUGGAUCUGGCAAUCAAGUGAAGCUUCCUGGUGCGGCACAAAAUCAACCGAACGUUUAUUCGUUUAACACGACAUACGAUGAAAUGUACAAAGACCUUAUCCGUAAAGACAGACAACUAUACACACAGAAUGGAAUUCUCCACAUGUUAGAUAGAAAUAGAAGAAUAAAAGCAAGACCCGAAAGAUUUCAAGAUACGACAGAAUCCUUCGACAUCGUUAUUACCGCUGAAGAAAGAGUGUAUGAUCAAGUGGUUGAAAGUUUGGAAAGUCGAGUACCAGUGACGUAUUCACCAGUUCACGUGAUAAACGUCGAUAUACAAGAUAACCAUGAAGAAGCAACGUUAGGUGCUUUCCUCGUUUGCAGUCUCUGUGAAAAGAUAUCCAAGGCGGAAGACACUGAAGGCGAAAUCGACGAAAUUCUCGAAUCAUUCGAACGCAAAAACAGCAAUAGGAACAUUCUACACACUGUUGCGUUUUACUAAAUAAUAGAACAGAACAACUGACAUAAAUAUAACCCGAUUCAUGCAUGACCAUGGCUUGCACUAUUUUGACGCGGUUUCCCCUGGAGAAAUGAUGCAAGCCAUGUAAUGAUGUGAAUAAUGAAAGAAUAUCACGGUAGUGUGUUAACAAGUGAUGGUAGAUAGAGCGAAAUUCUCCUUUCUCGCGACGCCAUUUUGGACUACGGAGAAUUUGGUGAAGUCAAGUUAAAAGAAUAAUAGCUUUAGAAGAAUAAUCAUUCGGUGAAUUGAUAUGUAUUUCAAAUAUUUCACACCGCGUAGAUAUACAAUUUCUGCAAGAAUGUACCCGCGAAUUUGAUAGGUUUCGUGAGAAAGGCUAAUUUCGAAAGAAAUGUAAUAAUUUACGUCGCUUUAAAAUCGCUUAAACCAUGCACACCACAAUUGACUUAUUUAUUGUGUAUGAAGUUUCGAUUAGAGAAUAUUUUGUAAAUAUAGUGUUGAUAUAAAAUAUUUAGAAAGAUGUAUUUCUGUGGUGGGAUAUAUGAUAUAAAAAUGUAGUUCUCGUCGAGAGAACUUCUGCGGUCAUCAUUGAAUAUAGUGUUUCGUCUGUUAUCAAAAAGGUGUAGUUAGGACUUUCAUUGUAUUGUAUUGUAUCGUUUAGGUAUAUGCACGUUUUUGUGGUGUAUAUGCAUUCGCAAUAAAAUCAAAAUAU
Molecule: messenger RNA, 1467 nt
Organism: Dendronephthya gigantea
Lineage: Eukaryota; Metazoa; Cnidaria; Anthozoa; Malacalcyonacea; Nephtheidae
Product: RNA polymerase II subunit A C-terminal domain phosphatase SSU72-like
Exons: 5
Coding region: 201-779 (192 amino acids)
Biological process (GO): termination of RNA polymerase II transcription
Cellular component (GO): nucleus; mRNA cleavage and polyadenylation specificity factor complex
Molecular function (GO): RNA polymerase II CTD heptapeptide repeat phosphatase activity
Source: RefSeq, a predicted model, not a curated record